Molecule: messenger RNA, 2335 nt
Organism: Monodelphis domestica (gray short-tailed opossum)
Lineage: Eukaryota; Metazoa; Chordata; Mammalia; Didelphimorphia; Didelphidae
Source: RefSeq, a predicted model, not a curated record
CCACACAAUCCCUCCUCGGUCCAUCUGCGUCACAAAACUUUCCACUCCGGAAACGCUGCUUCGCCAACCGGGACAGUGGAAUCAAAGAUCUGCCCUCAAAAGGGUAAAUAAAACAAGUUCCAAACCCUUUAAACCAACGAAAAUGACUUAAAAAUGGGGCUCGCAAAGCACCUAUUUCCCCCUACGUAUUUUUCGCCUCCUCCGCAUCACCAGCGCUGGCAGCUCCUCAUUCGCCCCCGCCCCCCACCCCGCUAGCGGGCCGCAGCGCCGCCCAGCCACGCAGCAGCACACAAAGGAGGCCGCCGCCAUUAACCAGAGCGAAGGCCGUCAGCCCGCGCGCCCCCGCCACCUUGCAUCGGGUCUUCCAUCCCUCGUCAUUUACACCUUCCAAGAGAUAAAACAGCUCUAGCCAAAUGCCAAGAACAACCACUAUAAAAGCUAACGCAAGGGCUAAUUCAAAAGCCAACUUCGCAAAGCAAAAACACCCUUAGAGAGAAGCACAAAAGACUCCAGACAAAGAGCCCCUCCAGUGCGCGCGCACCUCAACCCCCCCGAGCGCGCGCAAAGCGCGCGCUCCCUUCUCCCUCCCGACUCGAUUGCGCACGCUCGCACAAAAGCCGCCAUUGUGCGCGGACCACGGACAAUACCUCGGGCGAGCCGGGCCCAACACAAAGCCCGCUUCUCCCUUGGUCCUUUUCCACACGCAAUUCCCCGACCUUCCUGCCGACUUCUCUAAUUCCCCCCCCUCCACGCCCCCGAGAAGGCGACUAACUCCGUCGCGGAACGCAUGACCCAGGAACCGGGGUACUCGCAGACCAACAGGGUUUAGCACUGCGCCAUAGGCCAGGCUUGUGGGGGGAGGGCGGGAGUAUGAUGGGAUCCGCGAGGCAGCGACCCCCUUCCCUCCUCGCCGUCUUACCUGCUGAUCCAGCCCGAGCGCAUUCUCCACCGCCACAUGACUCAUCCCUGAAAAGUACCGGGGACUCUGGCGUUACCACUGCGGAUCAACUGUGUGUGUGGGGGGUGUCUCACCGCAAAGCACCUCUCACCGGGGAACUGCGGCUCUGGAACGCCCGGCGCGGCCACGGCCUUAAUAUACCCACUCCGACGGCUUGUACGUCACCACCUCCGGCGCCGGGCGCGCGCGCCCCCUCCCCCCACGCUACUAGGAAAACAAUGAGACAAUCACACGCAGAAACGACGCCAAUUGUUACGCACCUCCACCGGGGCCCGGACCCCCCACCCGCAUCCCGCUGCGCCUGCGCAGGAACUCUGGCUCUUUCUCCCCUGGUUUCUACCCGGACUGUGGUGGGGGUAGGGGCAGUUCAACUCGGGAAAAUGAAAGCUAAGACCACGUGGGUUUUGUGCCAUGCUUCAAAGGUCAUCGGACUUAGCUUCCAUAUCAAUGAAGCAUUAGAAGGGCUACUUGGUGGAAAACCAACAAAGGAAAAUUCUAUUCUUGAUCUGAAGAGGAGGUUGCUACAGUGGAAAUAACUGUGGAGUGAAGGGACCACUCCAUCCUAGAAUAGUGAUAGAGGAGAAGAAAUCUUGACACAUUCUGACCCACACCCUAGAUUUCUGAGAAAGCAAGUUUCAAAGAGCUGAAAAGGAAGGUAAAUAGGAUCCCAUGAAGUAAAAUGCUACAGGGCAAAUCAAUCCAGGAAGGAUGAAUGAUGCUCAAGAAUGAAAUUCUGAAGAAACAAAUGGAAAUGAAAGAAGGAAAAAUAAGAUUUAUCUAAAGAGACUAAUGCAAAUGUACAGGAAACUUAAAUUCGUGUUAGUUUGUUUUUUCAUGUAAAGAAGAUAGAAGCAAGACCAGAUAACAGAAUGAAUAAAAAGCAAGUGUCAUGGGCCUUUUAGAAUAAUGUUAAGAAUGUUAAAUGUCAAAAUAAGCUAACGCUGGCAAAAGACAGAUUUAUUUUAUUUUAUUUUAUUUUAUUUUAUUUUGGUUUGUUUCUAGCCAGGAGCAGAAAGGUUCAAAGAGAUAGGACUUAGAUGGGAAGAUGAUAAUUUAACAAUGGAGAGAAAAGAGAGCUGCUCAAUUCUCAUUUCCUGUUUUCUUUGCAAAGGAGAAUGACCUUUAUACUGUUAAGGAUGGAACAAAAAAUAACUAAUAGGGAGUUGGUAACCCCACAUAAAUAAGGAGCUCAUAAGAGAGCAUACAGUCAGCUUCAAUGAAUUUCAUUCGCCUUGUAACCUUCCAAUGCACUGUAAACUCCAACAAUCACAUAUAAAAUCCUCUGGCAUUCAGUGCCUUUCAUCACCUAAUAUAGGCAUACAUACCUCAUUUUAUUGCACUUUAUUUCAAUUCACAGAUAACUGCUUUUUUUUUUUU